This is a messenger RNA of Python bivittatus (Burmese python), 951 nucleotides long. RefSeq lists its product as uncharacterized. NCBI's taxonomy places the organism in Eukaryota, Metazoa, Chordata, Lepidosauria, Squamata, Pythonidae. The record is from RefSeq and is a predicted model, not a curated record.
AUGAUCCCUUACAAGAGCUAUGAAGACUUUUCCCGGUGUUCUUCGGCACCCCGCCACCGCCGCCCUCUCCGAAACUCCAACUCACAACCAUGCUUUGUCUCUUGCACUUUCGUCACUCCAAUUUGUUUGCCGCUUUCACCAGAUGGAAACAAAUUAAGAUUCAAGAGGAUGGAGAGGAGGUCAAAAACAGAAAUGGACUAUCUAAGCAAAGAUCAAGAGAGCUACAGUGGUAGUGAUAAGAGCUCAGAGAGGGAAAAAGCAAUGAAAAUGGAGUGUUUGCUGAAGAAGGUGCUAGUAGAAAAUCAACAGUUGAAAAAUGCUGUCCUCUUCCUGAAGCAGCAGAAUAAAGAAAAAGAUAACAAUGUGGAUGACUGCAAGAGGUCGAAGGAAAAACUUCUGUCUGAAAUUGGGACUCUCUUGACUGAAAUUGCAUUUCUGAAGGACGUGCGAGAACAACUGAGGUUUAAGGACCCUGAAUCCAAGAAAGAAACUACUAAGGCCCUUACUGAAACCAUCCAGGCCAAGCUGGAAGUGGCCCACGCUAAAAUAGAGGCUGCAGAGGCUAAGAAAGAAACCUUAGAAGCUCAGAGGAAAGCUGACGAAGCUAAAGAAUCAGUGGAAGCGGCGCAGGCUCGGGAGGACAACCUGCUGUCCUAUGUCUCCAAAAUUGCCAGUUUGGCCUACCAGCAAGCUGCGGAGGCCGAAUAUGAUUGUGCCCAAGCUCGGAAAGCCAUAGCCGUAGCGGAGGCCAUCCAAGUGGCUGCCUUCACUGAUGGCAGAGCUCGCCGGAACCACAAGGAGAAGCAUCAUCGAAACCAUCGGAGUCAUGGGGAAUGCCGGUGUCACCAUCACCACCACCACCAUCAUGGCCACCACGAGCGCCAGAGUGAUUACGAGACCCAAAGUGAUCUCAUCCACUCUGAACCGGAGACUCUGAGCAGCACCCGAUAA